CCGAGAGAGCAAGCAAGGAGCCAGGGACGUUCUUACAGCGUUGAGCCAGGACCCAAAAAAAAGAGAAGAAGAAAAGUUGGAAGAUGACUAAUGAGAGGCCCCAAUCUCCACAAGAAAACGCAAUGUUCCUUGAUAUACUGCAUGAGGCUCCCUUAUUUGGUCACCGGAAACCAAGGAGUAUUGUUGGCGGUGUUAUUUUCUGUUUCAUACUGGCAGGUUAUGCUAUAUUGGUUGCAGCAGCUCCUUGGAUAUUUUGGCCUAUAGAGAGUUCCGUCUUACCAUUGCUUUGCAGUUGCAAUGUUACUCUUUUAAUGGUCACAGGCAUUUUUCAACAAUAUCUUGUUUAUCAAGUCCAGAAGAUACGUUUAAAGGGUUAUUAUAGUUUCAGUCAGAAGUUGAAGCACAUUGUUCGCCUACCAUUUGCCAUUACUGUAUAUGGAACUGCUGCAAUGAUGCUUGUCAUGGCCUGGAAACCCAACAUCAGUUUUCUUUCCACCUCUGCCAUACUCAGAAUUAUUAUGUUGGGUGAAGCAGUAUGUUCUGGGUUCUUUAUGAGUGUGUAUAUCGGUUAUGUACACCAGUACAAUUCGUUGGAUUCUCAGCCUGAUGUUUUAAAGUCAUUAUAUUCUCCCCUUCAACCAUCAAGUCCUUUGGAAGAUUUGAGGUAUCAUGAUGGCGGUCGAAUCUCUGACCAGCAAAUGGCUUUACUGCAGUAUCAGCGUGAAAACCUUCAUUUUCUGAGUGAGGAGAUUCUUCGAUUGCAAGAGUGCUUAAGCAAAUACGAGGGAUCUAAUGAUGGAAGCACACCUCAGGUUGAUCUUGCCCAUCUAUUAGCAGCUCGUGAUCAAGAAUUACGAAUGGUUUCAGCUGAGAUGAACCAACUGCAGUCUGAGCUAAGCCUUGCUCGUUCUUUGAUGGCUGAGAGGGAUGCAGAGGUCCAGCGUGUACAAACAACCAACAAUCAGUAUGUCGAAGAGAAUGAAAGGCUGAGAGCUAUUCUAGGAGAAUGGAGCACCCGAGCGGCAAAGCUUGAGCGAGCUUUGGAGGUUGAGCGGAUGUCAAACCUUGAAUUACAGAAGAAUAUUUCGACACUUAGAAAUCCGACACAUAUCAGCUGAAUCAAGUGAGCAACAGGGAGCC
Durio zibethinus is the source of this 1140-nucleotide messenger RNA. The record is from RefSeq and is a predicted model, not a curated record. Lineage: Eukaryota; Viridiplantae; Streptophyta; Magnoliopsida; Malvales; Malvaceae.